Messenger RNA from Penicillium diatomitis, 2292 nucleotides. RefSeq names its product GMC family oxidoreductase. Gene Ontology annotation, molecular function: long-chain-alcohol oxidase activity; flavin adenine dinucleotide binding. The transcript is spliced from 4 exons. NCBI's taxonomy places the organism in Eukaryota, Fungi, Ascomycota, Eurotiomycetes, Eurotiales, Aspergillaceae. Bases 1 to 2292 code for a protein of 763 amino acids. The record is from RefSeq and is a predicted model, not a curated record.
AUGCUACUGCCGGUAUCUCACACUGAUAUUCCGGUCAACAUGAGCUCCCAGUACACGCCUUUGGAGGUGCCAAUUCCCCCAGGUCCGGACGCCUCUUUCUUCUCAGAGGCACAGUGGACCACUUUAUUUGCCUUGGCCGAUACAAUCAUUCCAUCUGUACGCACAGCUGCAACAGGCCGCUCAUCUGCAAACAAGGUCGUUUCCACUGCCGAGUGGGAUGCGGCUGUGACCAAACUCUCGUCCUUGAUCUCGAAGCCCGACGCUGUAGAGCUCGCGACAACUUAUCUUGAAGAAGAUGCGUCAUCGAAUCCAGUGUUCAGAGCAUGUGUUUGUCGAAUGAUCGGCCAUUAUGUGCAUGAAGAAGGGAAGAGUGGCUUUGGGUUAAUCAUGAAUGCGCUCAAUUCUCGAACGGGCUCGCUGGUUCUGACCGGAUCAACCACUCCAAUCCACCAACAACCCAUCGCGGUCCGAGAAAGGGUUUUUCGGGGCUGGGAGACAUCUCGACUGCCGCCUCUCCGUGCGAUUUACCGAGGACUGACGGCCAUUGUCAAGAAGUCAUGGGUCAUGUCCAGUCCGACCAUAAACCAGGUUCUGGGUUUUCCUCAUGUCCCUGUUCAUGGCAAGCCGAAUGACGGCUUCCCCCACGAGUUCUUGCAAUUUCCCCCAGGCAGCCAGCCUGAGACCAUCGAGGUCGACGUGGUUAUUGUAGGAAGUGGCUGCGGUGGUGCUGUGACCGCGAAAAACAUGGCGGAGGCAGGGCUGCGGGUGCUGGUUGUCGAAAAGUCAUAUUCUUACUCCAGUAAAUCGUUUCCGAUGAAUCCGAAUGAGGCGUACAUCAACAUGUAUGAGAAUGCAGGCGCUACAAUCAGCGAGGAUGGAACAGUGGCGGUCCUUGCAGGCUCGACCUGGGGUGGCGGUGGAACUAUCAACUGGUCUGCCGCAUUGCAAACCCAAGCCUACGUCCGUCAAGAAUGGGCUGAUACGGGACUGCCCUUUUUCACUUCGCUCGAGUUUCAACGCAGCUUGGAUCGUGUUUGUGAACGGAUGGGAGUCAACACAGAACACAUCGAACACAACCGCCAGAAUAACGUCGUCUUGGAAGGUGCUCGUAAGCUUGGAUAUGCCGCCAAGGCUGUUCCUCAAAACACUGGCAACAGCGAGCAUUAUUGUGGCUAUUGUACGCUGGGAUGUCACUCAGCAGGAAAGAAGGGUCCCACGGAAAGCUUCUUGGCCGACGCCGCUCGGGCUGGCGCGAUUUUCAUCGAGGGAUUCAAAGCAGAGAAAGUGCGUUUUCACAAGAAGCUUGAUCGUGGGAAGCGUGUCGCUGUUGGUGUAGAAGGUCUCUGGACCUCACGGGAUUCAUAUCUUGGACUGAGCGGCGAUGGGGCAGUCCAGCGAAAGUUGAUCAUCAACGCAAAGAAGGUAGUGGUCUCAUCAGGUACCUUGAACAGUCCACUGCUGCUUCUGCGAAGUGGGAUCAAAAAUGCGCACAUUGGAAAGAACCUGCACUUGCACCCAGUUAUGGGCGCUGGCGCAGUGUUUGACGAGUCGAUUCGUCCUUGGGAAGGGGGCGCUUUGACAACGGUUGUGAACGAGUUCGAAGACCUUGACGGGCAUGGCCAUGGCGUCAAGCUCGAAUGUGUCGCCAUGAUGCCUUCGCUUUAUAUUCCUGUCUUCCCUUGGCGAGACGGACUGGACUACAAACUUUGGGCUGCUGGCAUGAGCCGCAGCACCAGCUUCAUCACCUUGACUAAGGAUCGGGAUGGAGGUCGGGUCUUUCCUGAUCCUGUCGACGGUCGCCCGCGGAUCGAUUACACUGUAUCUCCUUUCGAUCGCCGCCACAUCGUGGAAGGAAUCAUUGCUGCGGCGAAGAUUGCGUACAUCACCGGGGCCAAGGAAUUCCACACAUCCUACCGUGAUAUUCAGCCGUUCAUUCGGCCAGACGCAUCCGAUCCCGAUGCGCCAGAGGGGACUAACGACGCUGCCCUGCAGAGCUGGAUUGCUGAGCUGCGGCGCAAAUCCCCCUUGAACCCCGAACGUGGUCUCUUCGCCAGUGCUCAUCAAAUGGGUACAUGUCGGAUGGGCAAAUCCCCCAAGCACGGUGUGGUAGAUCCGCAGUGUCAGGUCUGGGGUACCGAUGGUCUCUAUGUCGUGGACGCCUCGGUGUUCCCCAGUGCCAGUGGUGUGAAUCCCAUGGUCACGAACAUGGCCAUUGCUGACUGGGCCAGCCGCAAUCUCGCCAAGGCCAUGGGAAAUCCGCGGAGCGACCGCAAUGGCAUGGCCCGUCUGUGA